This is a messenger RNA of Anopheles funestus (African malaria mosquito), 1852 nucleotides long. RefSeq names its product NKAP family protein CG6066. NCBI's taxonomy places the organism in Eukaryota, Metazoa, Arthropoda, Insecta, Diptera, Culicidae. Gene Ontology annotation, cellular component: nucleus. Bases 136 to 1770 code for a protein of 544 amino acids. The record is from RefSeq and is a predicted model, not a curated record. Gene Ontology annotation, biological process: regulation of gene expression. The transcript has a single exon. Gene Ontology annotation, molecular function: chromatin binding.
CGCCUUUGGAAGAUCUGUCAACAAAGCAGCGGGCGAGAAUGAUAAAAGUAGAAUGGAAACAAACACCUACCCGCUCAUCCCAGCGUUGCAUUUAUCGCUUUCAUACCCAUAACAUUUUAGUAACGUUGUGUAAAGAUGAAAUCAAGAAGUCGUUCCCGCAGCCGAAACAAGCGUGAUACGAAAAGAAGUCAUCGAGAAACUAGUUCCCGUUCCAGCUCAUCUAGCAGUGGCAGUAGUGCUAGUAGUCGCAGCAGUAGCCGCAGCAGUAGCGCCAGCAGCCAUAAUGCAAGACACAAACGUAGCAAAAGUGGUGAAGUUAAACGGAAACCCACAGAGAAACUAUCCAGCAGAAGACGUUCGCGGUCUCCCAAACGCAGUGAAAAUGUUACAAAAGAUCGCCGAAAUGAACAAUCGCUGAAGAUUCAUCAUGCGGACCGCAGGCGACAGUCAAGAACUCCCGAACGCAAGCGGAAAGACUCCCGUGCCCAUGAGGAAAAUCAUCGAAAUCGGCGGUCACCUAGCCCUCGUGAAAGAAGGCGCGAUGGAAGACAGGAGGAAAAGAAUCGUCGCGAUGAAAAUUCACGGCAUACUAACACCUCAAAGGACGAACGACGCCGUCACAGAUCUCGCAGUUCGCGCGAGCAAAGAGAUCGAUCCGUUGAUCGCUCCCGACGACAAGAUGAUCGCAACGUUACCCGGCAUAACGAAACCGAACGAAGAAAUGGAAACGAACGUUCAGAAAAUUCUCGCCAUCGAUCACGCAGCCCACGUACCCGUACGGGUGGCUCCAGAAAUGACCGUAAAGAACGUUCUGACGAAGAGGGUCAGCGUAACGAUUAUGGCAAUCGAGGGCAACAGAACCGUUGGAUGCAUGAUAUGUAUGAGACACACGAUUCACAGCGUAAUGUCGAUCGUAGCUUCCGAAGAUCGAACCGUGACACGAUGGAUGACGAUUUUAUGCAAUCUCGUCGUUUGCAGCGAGAAAUAAUCGGCACUGAAGGUGCACCGGAUGCAUGGGGUGAUUCCCCGUCGGAGGGUAACAGCUCGGACGAAGAGCUGGAACCGUCUAAGAGUACCUCCAAGCACAAAAAAUCCAAAACGAAAGGAAAGGAGAAGAAAAAAUCAUCCAAGCAUCGCUCGAAGAAGGAUAAGAAAAAGAAAAAGUCAUCUAAAAAAUCCAAAAAGUCUAAGAGCUCUAAGAAAAAAAAGCAGAAGGCAAAAAAAGUGGAAUCAUCUUCAUCUUCCGAUCCUUCAUCGUCUUCUGAAUCGUCUUCCUCUGGCGAUGAGGAAGAAGUAUGGAUAGAAAAGUCUGAAGCAUCAAGCAGAACGACCGCAAAGGAUGCCGGAUCGGCAACACUUGGAGCAUCCUCGCAGACCCGUUCCGUAGAGGAGGACGGCGAUAACGUGGUGGGUCCAGUGAAAACGAGCGGUAAUCUAAGCCAGAAAGAUUUCGGUAGAGCUUUGCUACCAGGUGAAGGUGCGGCCAUGGCAGCUUACGUCACUGAAGGCAAGCGUAUCCCACGUCGUGGUGAGAUCGGUCUUACCUCCGAUGAAAUUGCAAACUUCGAGCAGGUCGGGUACGUGAUGAGCGGCAGCCGGCAUCGACGCAUGGAGGCUGUCCGUAUACGUAAGGAAAAUCAAAUCUAUUCGGCGGACGAAAAGCGAGCAUUAGCGAUGUUCAGCAAGGAGGAACGGCAAAAGCGCGAAAACAAAAUUCUGACACAGUUCAAGGAGAUGAUCAGCGCCAAGUUGUCGGAGAACAAAAAAUGAAGCUUGUACAUUUAAACUAAAGAGAAUAAAUAAAAUAACUACAACAGUAUUGUACAAUAGUACAAUAUUUUCAUGUUUUUAA